Messenger RNA from Orussus abietinus, 7038 nucleotides. Its product is annotated as brefeldin A-inhibited guanine nucleotide-exchange protein 3. Lineage: Eukaryota; Metazoa; Arthropoda; Insecta; Hymenoptera; Orussidae. The transcript has 22 exons. Gene Ontology annotation, molecular function: guanyl-nucleotide exchange factor activity. The record is from RefSeq and is a predicted model, not a curated record. The coding region runs from base 1 to 6606 and encodes 2201 amino acids. Gene Ontology annotation, biological process: regulation of ARF protein signal transduction.
AUGGAGGAUCUUCUGCUGCAGAUCGUCAGGGAGGCUUUCAAUGGGAAAUUACCGAACCUACGAAAGUCGGCGCAGGAUGCGCACGAUUUCCUGGACAAGCAGCAAGGCCUGCUCAGAGACCCGCCACAUGAGUUGCGGGCAAAAUGCCUGCACACGUUCCAGCUGGCCCUGGAAACCAGGAGGAGUAAAUUCGUCGCCUUCGGACUGGCCGGAUUGCACAAAAUGUUGAGGGACGACAGGUUCCAAUCCCCAUACGAGCCGGAAGACGAUUCCUUAUGGAUGCCUGCACAAAUGCUACAUGCCAUGGGCUCCAUGCUGACUCAGUCGGAUGACACCCAGACGGAUAUGUUGAAAGUACUUCUGCAAGUCGCCUGCUCCUCGUAUUGGACAAUGAACGGUCGCCUUAUCAUAGCGAUCAUAACGACGUGUUGCGAAGCCUUCGAAAAUGGGAAUCAGGCAGUCAGAACUGCAGCCCAGGCAGCUACUAGUCAGACCCUCCGGUCAUUUUGCCUGUUUUUAGAUGAGGAGUGCCAAGAGAUGGACGAACAUGCGAAAAGAAACAAAGAUGUCCGCGAAAGAGGAGUGUCGUGCUUCAACGAGGCGAUACCGAUACUUCAGUAUAUCUGCAGUCGAUUAGACGAGGCGCAGACGAAUGGGCGCAACGGCAGUAUCGUGGUCUUUCUUCUGGAAUGUCUUCACACUCUGAUCUCUUCAUUACCGCAGAAGAUCCACACGAACGCUCACUUCACCACGUUCCUAUGGCAGAAGUUCUGCCCAGCUUUGAUCGCAUUUUUGGGCACGCCUAGAGUCGAUAAGACAUUCACAUCCAGGGAGGGGAAGGAAGCGGAAGUUGGCAGGGGCUCCGGAUACCUUGCCACAUCCUUGAGCUUCGAUAGUCAUCAGGCUAAAACCGUAUAUAGCAUCGGGACCGAGCUUGUUCGCUUAGUGGGAUGCGUAGGAUCUCUGAGACCUGUCUUGGAGUCAGUCUUUCACAGGAUGUUGCUUUACCCGCCACCUCAACAACGAUUGGAGUCGUUGAAAGCCCUGAGGGAGUUGCUGAGGAGUCCUAGUAGGAUGGUCGAUUUUGCUGGACCUCUUCUAGUCGAGGACGAGAAGUCGAGUCAGCUGCAGAGCGACAUGGCUUUGAUGCGAUUAGCAAUGGAUUCCAUCGAGGAGUCCACAUCGGUAGGGACUUCCGUUCUGUAUGCAAGUGUCUCUUGCGUGGUGGCUAUGUUGUCAGCUCUGCAGGAACUAUGCGAAGGGAAGGCCAUAAGUCACAAUUACACCUGCACUAUUAACAGUCUUUACGAGGACCUGGAGUCUUGCGACUACAGGGGACCAUUGACCUACCAAAGUAUGGCCAGGUUGCCGAAGACCUACAGGGAACAGUUGGAGUUGAUGAAGAGAAGCAACGGCUCCGACUCCGACUCUUCUGGACACGGUCCUUCGGAGAACGGAUAUUCUACGGACACGGAAGGUCCUCAGAACGAAUCUGCCGAUGAUGUCAGCAUCGAUGAAACUGAUUACGCUUUGGAGAACGAGAAGGAAAGACUCAGGCUGGAGAAAUUACCGAAAUGUCUGCACGUAGGCAGACAGGUUGCCGAGGAGUGCAACGUCGACGUAGAGAAGUACAAUGCCAGAGUUUUCGUGAAAAUCCUCAAAUCCAGACUGAUCCCUACAGUUCUGAACCUGAGGACCAACAUAGAAGUCGACGAGGUCCUCCAGAACUUCGCCUCGAAUUAUUGCGAUGGGAUGUUCACGGAACAACAGGCUAUGAAGGAAGCGAACAGCGGCGUUAAUAGCGAUUCCGCGCUCGUCACUAUCAUGAAUGCCGAUGGGAUUUAUCUGGCAACUUACGCAGCUCUUCUGCUGAACUUAAAGUUGAUUAAGAGAGGUUACUACACCGACGAGAGCCACCAAGUACCGAUCAGCGAGGAACAAUUCGUAGAAGAGGUCCAUGGUUCUGGAGUCCUGGUCUAUCUUUCGGCAACUUGGCUAUCCGAAUUGUAUCAGCAAGUGUUGGCCAGCAACCUUCUGGAGAAAUGCGGAUAUGACCCUAAUUCGACGGAGAACAGUGCUCUGGUGAACGUGCUUACAGAUGUGGAUGGUAUCGUUGGAAGCCAAAGAGGUGGUCAGCUCUUGUCCGAUUACCGAAGACUGGAACGAGCCCAGUUGUCCAGGAACGAGCCAACUCCAGAAGCCGAGGCUGGAGCUAAAUUGUCCAGGAGGGUUUUAACUUGUUGUUGGGCGAGCAUGAUGACCGUCUUGGCAUCGGGACUUAGCCCUUGCAAGGAUGAAAAUACAACCAAAGGGAUACUGAACAAAGAAGGUGGACGUAGAGGCGUUAAGGACACCGUCGUCCUAGCUCUCGAGGGACUCCACAAAGCUGCGACUCUGAGCAACGUUUUGGGUCUUCAGAGUCGGUGCGGCUCCAUUUUCGGGCUUCUAGCCAAGGCUUCGUGCACCGAGCAGUCCAUUUCAAAGCUGAGACGAACGAAGGAUGUCCUUCGAUUGAAACUGCAAAAUAGAGCAACUAAUAUUCAUACUUCUCAUGCACUUAGUAUGGAGAUUCUUUUGGCCCGCGGUCUAGAGCUUGGUAGUCAUGGAAGUGAUUGCUGGCCCCAUGUCUUCACGUGCUGUCUUUACGUCAGUAAAUUGGAGCACGACUUUUUCGGGAGGAACCAGAACCUCGCCCUUCCUAAACCCAGUCAAAAGAAGGAGAAGAAAGAGACCACCAGCAACGAUUCAAAGACGAACUUGGAGAGACUUAAGAUGAGCUUCAGUCUAGCUGACGAGGAAGAGACUUGCGUCGAUGUCUACAGCUUCCUCUCGACUCCGUACAAUCAGAGUCUAGCCUGCGACUCCAUUCCCGAGGUCAUUCAGGAAUCCAACGCCGAUAACCAGUUCAAUGGGAUCCUUCCCACAGAAUAUGCAGCGAAGAUUGUCUGCGUAUUGUCUCAACAAGUGGAUAGACUCUUCGAGGACGCAGCUUUGAAGCUGAACCUCAGGGCUCUGUGCUCCUUCUUGACUGCUCUCUGUAGGUCCAGCAAAGCUCAGCUCUUCAAGAGCAACGAUGGCUUCAAAGACAACAGAAAGUUCUGGUGGAAGAGAAACAAGCCCAGGGAGGACGACCUUAAUGUUUUACUCUUAACACGACUUGGAGAGGUCAUGCUGAAGUGCGUUAAAAGUGGACGGCCGUUGAUACACAUCAUGAGGGUCUGGAGUAUACUCGGGCCGCAUUUCAUGGAAGCGGCUUGUCACAAGGAUAGGAGGAUCUCUAAGAAAGCGGUGCAGUGUAUUCACGACUCCGUUGCUGCUCUCUUGAACGAGCAGGUGGAGUUGUCACAGUUCCACUUCAACGAGGCGCUCUUCAAGCCUUUCGAGAACUUGCUGUGCCUAGAGCUCUGCGACAGCGACGUGCAGGACCAAAUCGUAAACUGCAUAUGCGAGUUUGUAGAGACCAACCGAGCCGAGAUCAGAUCCGGGUGGCGCCCUCUCUUCGGCGCUCUACGAGUCGCUUCCGUCGGUAAUGCAGACUCGGUGGAGUCGGCGCCACUGUUGGAGGUGUUCCGAGUGUUCCUUUCAACCGAUAACACCCAGGUAUUCGCCAAUGCAGCGCUCGACUUUAUCCUCUGCUUGCUGAGGCACGUAAGAGGCACAGGCGAGCCGGAAGAUCAAGAAGAUCAGGUCCUAGACCCAAGUGGUGCUCCCAACAGCUGGAGAAGUCGGCUUUGCCUGGAGAGUCUGAAGUACCUCCUCAGCUGCGGGGACAUGUUAGCCUCCAUGUACAGAAUGGCAACAUGUCCCAUCUUUAACUCGGCCCAGCGAAUCCAGGUGUCGAACAUCCCCCAAUAUGUGGAUCCGAUCAUUCCCAACUUGGAGUUGACCAAGUUCGACCGGACCCCUGAAGCCCACCAGGAGACGCUCCCAGAAGUCUCCUACGAGGGUCUGGAGACUCUGGAUGAGUCUCAGACCACGACUUUGCAGAACAUGGACGACUCGAGCGGCAUCCUCCGAGUCUGGUACCUCCUUAUAGAGGGUCUGGCCAGUGCGACGAUGAUUUGCCCCCGCAGAUACCAGUCCCAUGCCCUGGAGACCCUGUUCCAUUUACUCAGGGAUGCGAUCAACCUUCCCGGUCCCGAAUUCGGACUCUACUGCGUGAACCACUUGCUGCUGCCGAUGGUGCAGAACUGGCUGAGGAAGACCUCCAAGAUCACCGGGGGCUGGGACAACUUUGCCCCUAACUUCAAGCAGUGCUGCGGACUCACCACGGACCUGCUGGUGGACUACAUGACCCAUAUGCAAGGUCCUGAAGUUACCAGGAACGAGAAGCUCUUCCCAGCUACGACUUUGAUGUUGAAGCAGCAUCUACUAGUCAUGUCCGAGUGCGUCGUCCAGUCAAACGAGAGCAUCGCCCGCCUGGGAUGCGCGUGUAUCAGACACGUGCUGGUCAGCACCAGCUCUAUGCUGACCAUGGAACAGUGGGAAGUCUGUGGCGUGGCCUGCUACCGAGCCUGCUCAAACUCGCUGCACCAGCUCCACCAACUGACCAACGCCUUCUACGUUAAAUCCGACUCCUUCUGCGGUGAUGCGGCCCAGGUCAAGGUAGCAGCGAGGAGAGACGCCACCCCAGAAGAGGCGGAACGAUUGAGGCAGCUGGUCGCCCAGGUCUUCCUUCUGGAGGAUCAGCGUUCCCAGGAAACUCCUCGCACGUCCGACGGGAAUUCUUACGUCUUCCUCCUGUAUCCUCCCUGCGUGGCGUCGACCUUGAAUCCCGAUCUCUACAUCGUCAGGGUGCACUUCAAGGCCUUAGUUAUAGGACUUUUGGCUCAUCAGUUGCUCCUCCACUGCAUAGCCGGCGUGUUGCUGCAAUGUGCCGGCCCUCUGAUCCCAGGGCUACCACACGGAGGUUUGCACCCGAGGUCCGCGGGGAAGAAAACGGACCCAGAGCCCCUGCCAUUCGGCAGGACGAAGGUUUUGGAUGUCUUCUUGGCAGCACUGAACCAUUCCUACACUUCGGCGAAGACAUUCGACACGAGACCAGGUCUGAAGCUGCUGGUUCAGACUGUGGCCAGCUUGGAUCAGGGAGCGAACCUCUAUCGUCAGGCAUCGGCAGCCUGGACCACGAAGAUGAUGACCCUGCUGAAGUACUGUUCUUCAAACUGCGCGUCCUUGGACGUGAACAUGCUCCUGGACCUGAUAGAGAGCAAGAAUGGACAACUGGAGCAGGACGCUUCGGAGGAGCUGAGGAUCGCAGCGAAGUACUUGAGGGACCUGAAGAAGACCUUCGAGGACUUCUGUUGCGACUACGUGGAGGUUCUCAGAUCGGGCGAGUUCGACGAUUUGGGGGGAGUAGACUUGGAUUGCGAGGAAAGAACCUACGACCCUAAUCUGGACGAGGAGAGUGUGUUGGAAGGCUUGGUGCCGGAAGAGGCAGACUCCAGGAAGUUCAGACUUUCCGAUCUUACAGCUCAGUACUCCACGGAUUCCGACCCAGAGUCGGAGCCAGAGUCUGACGACGACGAUUCCAGACCAUCUUCCAGGUUGGAGUCCAUCGGGGAACGAGUGGCGUAUCCUGAGAGGUCGGUGGGGACCUCCAGCGAAGGACUCGUGGACACGGAAGAGAGACCUUACAGUCGCAGCUCCUUCAGCACUUACAGGUCCACCAACGAUGCACUGGACGAAGACCGAGGAACAAGUUCCCCAUGUAGGAUUCGCUCUCCAGGGUCCAGGAAGGAGCCGGUCCUGUUAUCCAGAAGGAACUCCCUGAAGUUUGUCUCUUCCAGGGAAUUGAAUGAACUGAAGGAUUCAAAGACCAGCGACGAGGACAGAGCGAAGAGCUCCUGCGGUAUCUUGGGGAAACCAGCGAAGGUGUCGCAGUGCCAGAUCCUGGAAGCUGGGCAUCCAGGGUCUCGAUUAGGGAAUGGUUCAGGGGAAUCUCGUUUGGAUUGCCACCAAAAUGCGGAGAAAUCGAUCGUUUAUCAUCGUAUCUCCGGGGAUGACGACGACGGGGAUGAUGCUGGUGGGAGGCUGCAAGAGCAGGAGAUCUUGAGAAGGGGGUUGGAGAGCAGAGCUUGGGUCGACGAAGCCGAAGGAUUCGUUGAUGGAGAGUCUCAGGAUGUGGCUAUUUCGCAGGAUAAUCAUCAGACGAUGAAAAUGGAGGCCCAGCAAUCCGGCGUGGAACACACUCGGAGGAGCCAGGGCAAGAUCUGGCUAGACGAGCUCAACGAGAUCGUCGGGGACCAGGAGUUUAUCAAGCCGCGUGUUCAUGGCACUCCUGCUAAUCCAGUAAUAACCGUGCCAACGGAGUACGAGGUUCAAAGGAUCGAAGGGAUCAGGAAGGACUUCGAGGCCAAACGCCAGGCGUUCGCCGAGGCCCUCAUAGCGUCCAUCGAUUGGGCCUUGAAGUUGCCGGUGCCAAUCAGAUCUCGGGUCUACCCUGUCUUGCUAAGUGGUCUUUUCGUCCUUGUCGACAACGCCGUGGACUAUGAGGUCGGUCAGAAAGUGGAGACGCUGAUACGGCAGAUUCUUAACACCUGCGACUGGGUGAAGAUCAACUCUCGCGAGAGGGUGGUCGUCGGUGAAUCAACGGGUCGGAACACCUGAAAAUCCCGCAACUGGGCUUUCCCCGUUUCUGAAAACGCACAUGGGAAAGCGAUAAAGAUGCACAACAGUCCUCGCGAUGGCGCUGCUAUCUGGCGGAGGGAGUUUGAAGCUGGCCGGUGUCAAGGCGUAAAGUGGAACUCGGCGGCAGAGGAGGCACGGCACGGCCGAACUGUCGACAGCUCAAUGAUACGAGAGAGACUGAUAUAGAUCAAUUUUAAGGUUAUAAGCUUCGUUUAACCGUUUUGCGGUCUUCGGGUACUUUCUGUACUCCAGUCGUGUUUACUGUAUUCCUCCGAGUACGUCGCUGUUGCUUGUCGUGUAAGUCGCGGAUGCGCUCGUGUAACUUCGUCUCGCAUAAGUGAUUGUCUACCGCAGAUGAUGUAUCUUGUGAUCUCGGCGAUGAGUCGUACGAUAAAGAUGGAAGAGGUUCGA